AUGUGGAGGCAGUUGACUCCCCGGAUUGUAUGGGCGGCCCGCGCCACGUGCCUUGAUGCCAGCAGCUCGCUUUCUCUUCCGCAGUGUACGCCGCUGACCAAUCAGCAGCGAAGGACCCGCACGGCAGUUGCGAAUUUGUACCUCGAACGUGUGCAAGAAUACGAUGUGGCCUCGUUUUUGCGCCUGGUGCGGACAGGAGUGUUCGAUUGCGGGGACGACCUCCGCCGUGUGUUCUCUGGGUUCCAGCGCUACCUGGCGCACCUCAAGGCCGAGGAGUUCGUGGAAAUGCUCGAAUUGUUCCGCUCGCGAGACCUGCGGGAGAACGAGGAGGGCGUUGAUUUGCCGUUGCUGCUCAUCUGCGAGAUGAAUCGCCGCAUGCGGGGCGGGCAGCACCGCCUCUUUUCUCUGCGACAGUGCCGCCGCAUAUGUGCAGCCCUGAGGCAUAUGAAAUUCAACCGGCCGUCGCACGUAACGCCCUCGAGUGACCACCCUGGCCCCGCAUCCUACGGUGCAGCCCGUAUCCACCAGGGGACAGACGAGAUGGGCUCAGCACCAUCCGAGCACAAGGAUGGCCAUCCACAUCGCAUACCCAUAUCGCGCCGAAACGGCAGUGAAAGCGCAAAUUCGAUGCACACAACGCGUGAUUCGCAUUACACCCAUACACGUGCAUGGAACGACGGCCCUCCCAUGUUCGCCGAGGAUACGCGGGAGGUAGCUGUCCCCGUAUGCGAGUGUAAUGUCGGGCAGGCGGCCUUGCCGCGUGCGUGCGCCGCUUGUUGCGCGAAAUACGGGCCGCUGCUCCAUCUGCCGGGCUACGACCAGCUGUCGCUCUUGAUAGUGCUGUUGGGCAGGUCCAUCGUGCUGCAGCUGUCCGGCGUUCGCCGGCUCCACGAGAACGCAGUAACCGGAUACCUGAUGCUGUCCUCGCAUAUCAACUGCACGCUAAACGCUCACAUCCUCCGCAGCAUCGUUGCGCAACACCAGGCGGCCCUUCUGCGGUCUAAAUCGCUCCGCAACAUCGCCAUCGCCCUGCACGUGGCCAAGAAGUGCAAAGUCCGCUGCGGCGGAUUCGAGCGCCGGAUGCGGUCUCGCUUGGCCGACAUAGGCGAGUUCGAGGCGCUCUGCGCUGGCGAGCGCCACCCCGUGGCAUUGCUGGUGGCACUCAGCCAGUUGGUCGGCAGCUUGGUGACGGCGAACGCGCUGCCUACAUCCCGCGAGGUGCGCCAGAUCGGCAUCAACAUCAUCACGUAUCUGCUGGACCACUACGACAAGUUUUUCGGCGCCGACGCCGAGCUGGACGCGGAUGUGGUGAGCAGCAUGAGGGGCAACGCACGGCUCCUGGUGGACUACCUUGCGUCUAAGGGCGUCAAUUUCGAACGCAUAUUUCUAAACGGCGACCUGGAGCGGCUCGAGGCGCUAACCGUGUGCGGCGCCGUGGAUUACAGCAAGGACUUUCGCACGAGCGACUUCCACCGCCAGGUCGGCAGCACGCUGUCGUUGCUGGGGCACGCCGUUGAGGAGGAGGUGCGCAUUGGCUCGCACGUGUGCGACAUUGUGCUGCGCAAGGCGGGCACGGUGGUGGAGAUUGACGGGCCCUACCACUUCAACACAGCCCUCAACGAGAGAACGAACGAGCUACUGAAUCGCAACGGAUGCGACUACCGACUGACAUACACGCACAAUUCAAAUGUGAAGCAGUUCAUGCUCGGGCUCGCCGGCUACCGCGUCGUGCACGUGCCCUUCUUCCGGUGGCCCAGCGGCAGGGAGGAACAGCUCGAGUACCUCCGCAGGGCUCUCUCCUGA
This is a messenger RNA of Babesia bigemina, 1803 nucleotides long. RefSeq lists its product as hypothetical. The transcript is spliced from 2 exons. The coding region runs from base 1 to 1803 and encodes 600 amino acids. The record is from RefSeq and is a predicted model, not a curated record. NCBI's taxonomy places the organism in Eukaryota, Apicomplexa, Aconoidasida, Piroplasmida, Babesiidae.